CAGUCCCGGGGCUGCAGGGAGCGCAGCGCGCGCGGCCCGGGCCCCGGCCACCGGACACCCUACCGGACACGACCCUCCCUGGAGCUUGGACAACUGCCCACCUCGGACAUUGCACCGGACACUGCCCCCCACAGGGCUGGACACUACAACGGACACUACUUCCCAGCUCCGGACAUUGCUCCCCCCCACCCAGCCUUGGACGCUUUCCCCCUCCCCCUCCGGGGGCCCAGACACCGAGCCCCCCGCAGGCUCUAGCAAGCGACCCCUUGCAGCCCAGCGCCAGACACUGCCUCCUCCUAGUCCCCCUCUCCCUUCCCCUCCUCCCGCCGCAUCAUUCCCCCGCUGGGGUCGGAGCCCCGCCAGUUUCUCCGACCCCCUGCAGCUCGGCCCGGCUGCCCGCGCCCCCAUCCCCCGGCUGCUCGCCCGGAUGCCUCUCCCCGGGGGAUUGUGGUGGCUCCUCUGCUGCCGUCGAGGCUUUACUCUUCUGCACCGGGACUACGGGGACGGCGAGCUUAGCGGGGACGGGGACGAGGACGAGGACGAGGAGACCUUUGAGCUGCGGACCCCGAGUCCAGCGGGCGGCGGGAGGGGCCCCCUGGACGUGACGCUGACUCAGCCGGUGAGGAGUGCGCAGGUCUCAGACAGGCUGCAGAGCUGGGAGGAGACGCGGAGCCUCAUCCCGGAGAAGGGGCCGCCCGAGGAGGACCCAGACGUCGUCGUGAAAGGUUGGCUGUACGGAGAGCCCCGCGGAGGAGGGGCUCGGCCCUGGUUGCCCCCGCGCCGGGCCUGGUUCGUGCUCACCCGGGACUCUCUGGACCAAUUCAGUAGCAGCGGGAAGGGGGCGCGGCGCCUCCGGAGCCUCGUGCUCACCAGCUUGUGCUCGGUGACCGGCCCGGAGCGCCGUCCCAAGGAGACCGGUCUGUGGUCAGUCACCGUGUCUGGCCGGAAGCACAGCGUCCGGCUCUGCUCCCCGCGCCAGGCAGAGGCGGAACGCUGGGGUCUGGCGCUGCGAGAAGUGAUCGCCUCCAAGGCGCCCCUGGAGACCCCUACCCAGCUGCUGCUGAGGGACAUUCAGGAGAGUUGUGGGGACCCAGAAGCCGUGGCCCUUAUUUACCGACGGAAUCCAAUCCUGAGGCACACCAGUGGGGCCUUGUAUGCUCCACUCCUGCCCCUGCCGUAUGGGGUCAGCGCCCCAGGUCCGGGCUACGCACCCUUGCGCGAGGAGGCGGUGCGGCUGUUCCUGGCGCUGCAGGCGCUGGAGGGGGCGCGGCGCCCCGGGCCCCUGAUGCAGGGUGUGCUCCAAACCUGCCGGGACCUGCCCGCGCUCCGCGACGAGCUCUUCCUGCAGCUGGCUAAGCAGACCUCGGGCCCCGCAGGCCCUCCCGGGCCCCCAGCUACCCAAGACCCUGCGGCCCUUCGGUACUGGCAGCUCCUCACCUGUAUGAGCUGCACCUUCCGGCCGGGGGGAGCAGUCCGCGGGCACCUUCUGGGGCAUCUGGAGAGGACGGAGCAGGCGCUCCCGGACACGGAACUGGCGGAGUACGCGCGCUUCAUCAGGAAAGCGCUGGGCCGGACGCGCGGCCGCGAGCUGGUGCCUUCGCUGGCAGAGAUUUCGGCGCUGAGCCAACGGCAGGAGCUCUUAUGCACCGUGCACUGUCCCGGGGCUGGUGCCUGUCCUGUGGUCAUAGACUCCCACACCACGGCGGGCGAGGUUGCUCGAGAGCUGGUGGGACGGCUGGGCUUGGCUCGGAGCCGCAACGCUUUCGCGCUGUAUGAGCAGCGAGGGGCCCAGGAGCGAGCCCUGGCCGGGGGUACUCUCGUGGCCGACGUGCUCACCAGGUUUGAGAAUUUGGCGGUGGAGGAAGCCGGGCUGGACGACUCCCUGGACUCUGGUUGGAGACUGUGUCUGCGUCUUCACGGGCCCCUGCACCCUGAGGGGCUGUCCCCAGACGGUCACGAACUGCCUUUCCUCUUUGAGCAGGCUCACGCUCUGCUACUGCGCGGCCGGCCGCCCCCGCCCGACGACACGCUGCGCGCCCUGGCGGCGCUGCGUCUGCAGAGCCUGCACCGAGACUUCUCCCCGAGGGCGCCCCUGCCGCGCCUGGACCGCCUGCUGCCGCCCUCCGCCCCGCCGCGGGACGACCCUCCCCGCCCCGUCCCCCGGCCUCCCCCCUCCGCCGCCCUGCUGGCCGGGGCGAUCUGGAGCCCGGGCCUGGCCAAGAGGCGGGCGGAGCGGACCCGGCGCGGCGGCGGGGCAGGCGGCCCGGCGGGAAGCGCGGCCCGCGAGGGAGGAGGUGGCGCGGGCACGGCGGCUGCUGUGCUGGGCGGCUGGAAGCGGCUACGGGGCAUGGGCCGAGCUGAGGCCAUGGCUGCCUACCUGGCCCUGGCGGCGCAGUGUCCAGGGUUCGGCGCUGCUCGGUAUGACGUUCUGGAGCUGAGCACGGAGCCUGGUGGGGGCACUCCACAGAAGCUAUGCCUGGGCUUGGGAGCCAAGGCCAUGUCCUUCUCCCGGCCGGGUGAGACAGAGCCCAUCCACAGUGUCAGCUAUGGCCACGUGGCCGCCUGCCAGCUAAUGGGCCCCCACACCCUAGCACUGAGGGUGGGAGAGAGCCAGCUCGUCCUGCAGAGUCCCCAGGUGGAAGAGAUCAUGCAGCUGGUGAAUGCCUACUUGCCCAAUCCCUCCCCUGAGAGGCCUUGCAGCAGCCCUUCUCCUCCAUGCCAAGACCUGCCAGACACCUCCCCUCCCAGCCAGCACCCGGGCCUGGACGAGCCCCAGGGACAGUCUGGCUGUUUGGGGCAGCUGCAGGACUGAGCCUGCCAAGAGGUCACGACCUCCCUUCUGCCUCCAGCCUGGACCUGGACUGCUCUGAGAUUUGAGGGAACCAUGGACCUUUUUGGCCCUGCAGGGACAGGGCACACCCCACACCCAAGGGCUGUAAUGGGUGCCGAUGAUUUUCUAGUUUGUUUCUUAAUUUAUUUGUAGAAGAGAAGCGAAAAAAAAUCCAUAUUUACACAAACCCUUCCUGUGGGAGUGUUGUCGGUGGGACCAGUUAGAGCCCCAUAGCUCAGCGCUCCACCCCUGGGGACGCCCACACUCUGAGCUUUUACCAGCACUGAGGGGAGUCUGGACACCACAGAGCUCCACCCUCCUUGACCUUCUGGAUUUAACCUCCUCCUAGCCAGCAGGCUGCCACAGGGUGCUGGGUGGGGCAGGGAACAGGGCAGUUUGGGAAGCUGGCAAUUACUCACACUCACUUCUCCAUUGAGCAGCACAGGGGUGGCCUCCUGGCGUCCCUGAGGCCGGAAGGCAGUGAGUCAUCAAGACUGGCACUACCCAGUUCCUACCCCAGUGUCCAGCAUCUGGGCCCUCGUUGGGUCCAUGUCGGUGUGCCUACUGCUUUGGGUCUGGAAUGGAGAGAAGCUUGGGAAUGGAUCAGACCCAAGAGCUUCUCUGGCACAGAUAAACACCUUAUCAGGAUGGGCUCAGCCCUACUCCUGAGUUCUGUUCCUGCUUUAUCAAGCUAGGUUGAAUUGGGUUGCGUUCCUAGGGAUCUGAUAGCCUUGGGCGCUGGGAAUCCAGAGUCCCAGGUUUCCCGACCUGCUCAGUAUGCUGCAGGCCCUCC
Lontra canadensis (Northern American river otter) is the source of this 3623-nucleotide messenger RNA. It is a transcript of the gene PLEKHH3, whose product is annotated as pleckstrin homology, MyTH4 and FERM domain containing H3. Gene Ontology annotation, biological process: signal transduction. Lineage: Eukaryota; Metazoa; Chordata; Mammalia; Carnivora; Mustelidae. Gene Ontology annotation, cellular component: cytoskeleton. The record is from RefSeq and is a predicted model, not a curated record. The coding region runs from base 428 to 2812 and encodes 794 amino acids. The transcript is spliced from 13 exons.